GGAAAUCAGAUAGCUGAUAAAUCUUCAUUGCAAAGCCGAUGACAGAUCGAACCUUUUGUAAUUAUAGGAAUGGAACGGACGAAUCAUUUAAGGAUUCCAUGAAGAAAGGCAUCGAUCGCAACCGAUGGAUUAUUAUGAGAUUCUGAAUGAGGAUAUCUCGUUCUUUCUCUGAUUUGCUCAAUUUACAGUGAGAUAUAUUUGUUCAUGCCAGUAUGGUAGGAUACAAAUCAAAGAAUUUGUACGGAAGCCUACUAGCUCGUCUCAUUGCAGCCAAACCGCAAAGGAUCGUAAUCGUAGUCAAGAUUCGAACAACAAACAACAGAUUCGAGGCUCCAAGGGUUCGGAGUGAAAAUAAAUUUGCGGAGUGCCACUCAACACUCAAUAAUCCGCCGGUUCUGCGGGCUAUGCGCAAUUUCCAGAUCUCAGAUCCAGAAACAAAGUCAUUUUGAUCUAGUGCUGCCAUAAAUGUCGUUGCUCUCAUCUUUUGUGUAGUUUACAGAAAAAGCGCCAGGCUUGUGAAAAGCCGGAAGAAUGAAACGAGAAGAUGCUCUUACUGGCCUGGCCGUCUCUUUUUUUCCCCGCCGACUUCUUUCAUUCAGCGUCGUUCUCUUACCUUGGGGUGAUAAAGCUGGGUUCGAUCCAAGGCGUGGAAAUGGCUACGGGUACUUGUCAUGUUCGGUGUUCAAGAACAAUUAUCAGUUUAUACAAGCCCAAUACAAAUGGAUGAUUUUCAUUCCGUGAUCCAGGAGUCCCUCACUUGUCGACCUCAGGAUUAUAUUUUCUGUGGUGUCCAAUGACCAACACAGGGAUCAAGUGAUGCAGAACAAGACAGUCUUUGUGUGAUGGCGCGCUCCAUUAUGGCGGUGUCACGUAUAGUCCUCAGCUUGUUUGUGUUCUUGGAGUUUCUUCUUGUCUGCAACUGCGGCCUGACACGAGAGAAGGUUCGUCUGAAGCGUGCACUUGACGACGAUGACAUUGUACUCGGUCUGAAAAUGUACGAGUCGAAGAUGUCCCAAAUGCAGACAAAAAUCUCAGCACAGCUGGCAAUCAUGCAGAAACAGAAAAAUCGGAUCCAGGCCAUCAAGUUUUAUUUGAAACUUAAGGGUGAGGAUUACGAGAAAGAUGAUCUUGAGGGGAAAAUUACUUUUGACACUGAUAAGGCGAAAGAGAGCUUGCAGCUCGCCUCACUAGAUAAUCUGGUGCGUGAAGUGGACCAUCAAGAGACGUGGCAGAAGGGUCUCCUAGAUGCACUUAAGAAAGAAAACGAAGUCAUGGAUGAUAUUCACCUGCGUGUUUUGGACAGUCGAGCGAUCUGUCGAGAUACUACAACAGACUGGAAAGAUCAGGCAAGCGGCACGAUCAGAGAACUCUCCAGGCAUUAUGUCAAGUGCAACGAGAACGAGCUUUUGCAGAGAUUUUACUUAGAAAGGAAGUCCGCGUCUGAGGACAAACUGAGAUACAAUUAUCGAUGCUGUCGGUUGAGCAUGAAGGAGAACUGGCAAAGGCCCGAUGACAUGUGACUUGUAAAAACUGUUACUGGUAUUGUUAGUGAAUUAACGACUGUUGGUGCUGAAAUUGUACUGCUGUUUGUAGUUAGGGCGAGAGACUAUAUUGGAACAAUAGGUUGGUAUUCUGUUAAGGUAGGCGGCAACAGUUCCCAGCAAUUUCUAAGACUCUGAUCCCCAUUUACAAAUUUUUUUCAACUUUGCCAAAACUUGCACCUUACCCUGCUAAUCAAAAUUCCAUAAAAAAAAAAAAGAAAAAAGAAAAAAAAAAACUGGGGGUCACCGAGCUCGCUCUUGAGCUAUUAGCAGUUAGAGCUCGAAUUAAAGGUGUUUUUAAUCGAUAAUACCGUUGCUAUGUUAACCUAUUGGAUCACGAAAAUGAUAACGUGUUAACUAAUGAUUGGGCCGUUUUUUGAUACCGUGAUUGUAGCUUUAUCUGAUAAGGAGUGGUUGUAAUGACCUAUCAAAACCUAAGACCUGGAAAGUGCUGGAAAGGUAAUCGUUGCACAUUAACGCGACUGACCCGAGCGAGGUUGUACGGGAAAAUGUAACGCGCCACCAAGAGGUCGCGGAAACGAGAUAAGACUCGGGCUCGCGUUUUCAUUAACUUUGGUUAAGGGGACAGAAAAUCCUCUAGGAUCAACCUCGGGCAGUUCUGGGCUUUUCAUUGAACUAGCUGAAAUACUGAUCUCCGCAGAAUACGUUUUUUGCCAAUUUAUCAUUAUCUUCAAGGUGAAGAUGUAGAAUUUAUGAGCAUCCAUAAAAGAUACAGCGAAUAAUGAUUGCAAUUCGCUGUGACACUGAUUUUCUGAAAUAACUCCAAAAUUGAUAAAUUCACAAAUAAUAUUCUCUUCGAUCAGCUGCCAGGUCGUAAAGUCGAACUGCAGUAUUCACAACAGCGUUUUAAAUCUCUUUAAUUUAUGUACUCUGCAUAUCUGUGUGGAUAAGUUUAGAAUUCUCAGUUACAGCUGUCUGAAUGUGGGUGUAUUCCCUCUAGCAACAUUUACUAUUUGCAUAUUUUUAUUGUACUUUGAAAUUUAUCGAACUAUAAAUAUUGAAUUAACUUACUUAAGCGCAGCAAGAGCUUUAGCCACUCCACUUAUCAUUUUUAUAAUUUUAACGAUCGAUAUACACUAUUUUAUUUGUAACAAUCGACGGGAAAUUAUGAACUGAAAACCAUUUCGGUUUUGAGUACAUAAAUGAACAUUAAAAAUAAAAGAGUUUCCCGUGAUGCAAAAUUUGCUAUUGAUAAGGAAGUUAUUUGGUCUGUCAAGCGUCAAAUCUGGGAUUAUUUAUGACCUAACAAUGCUGAAGAGCUUAAAGUUUAAAGAGACGAACAAGUUAAUGCUGAAGAACAACGCUGGAUGAAAUGAAGAUGGCUGGCUAUUUUAGACCCUUCAUAGCGUCUUGUCUUUAUUGUCGUUCUUGCGGUAAAAACCAUCCAUUAAACGCCCUCGUUUUCUAAAACAUAAAUAAACAUCCUGCAGCAUUAGUGACGUACAUAUUGAGUUUAAUUUAUCCAAGGCAUACAGAUUAUCCCUUGCUAUUUUUUUCCUUGUUCGAAUCGACUCAGCAAACGAUGCUAUAGAGAAGACUUAACGAUGCCAUGUCAGUGAGUUUUAGACAUAAGGACGGCUCUUAUAGACCAUGGAGUUUUAUCGUAUUCUAAGGUAAGGUCUAAAUAUUAUAUUUAUCCAAAGUGGAUCUGAAAAUUUGUGUAGAAACGAACUUAACCGUUAAGAAUGGCGUACUGAAGAAUCACAUGUAGUAGAUACAUGUUUGAUCUUUCUCUGGUAUUUUUUCAAAAAUCGAGCCUGGGUUGUUAGUGAAAUUCCGUAUUGAGACCGCUAUGCAACCCAGCCUAAAACAAGCAUUUUACACAAUUUUUCAGACUGAACUGCAGAAGUAAAUAUUAGACUUUCAGUUGCUAGUCUAGCGGCAGUAUUGAUAUUGUCUUUCUUCGUGGAUCGACAAAUACUAUUUACAAAAAAAAAAAAAAAAACAAGAAGAAGGAAAUACUUGGAAGAAUACAAAGGUUUCAGUUUACGCUCUCCAUUUUGUUUUUCUGGCCUUAUUUUUUCACACUCGUAGUUGGAAUAUCCAUGCUAAAGAAAAGGAAUUGCUAGAAGAAUAUUUAAUAACUUGCUUUGUGUUGAAUUUUGUCUACCUUUUUAUUUUCAUAUUAAUAUUGUAUUAUUCAUCUCAACACUCCAUUCUAUUGGCUGAAUAUUAACUUUGAUUUCUUAAGUCGUGCGGCGCCUUCAUGCUGGUUAUCGCAUUUGAUGGAUGCGUUUUUUUUCAUAUCCGAAUUUCCCUUACUUUUUCAACUUUCUGAAAUCUAAUUAUUCUAAAACCCGUUGACUGCAUUCUCUUUUUUAGAUUUCUCUUGUCAAAGAGAAAAUGCGAUGAAAAUAAAAAGCAUUCAGUUCAGAUUCAAACCGAUUAUUUUAUUGCAGACCACAGUGAACUUCAUACUGAAAUUUCAACUUUUUUUUAAGUACAAAUCAAACAUCAUCACCUACUGAGCUGCUUUUAAACAUCUCAAAAAUUUGUAUUUAAAAUUUGCCUUUUUUCACACUUAAGUAUUUAUACGCUGCUAAUAUUCUGAAUUCACUGCUUCCCUCUAGUGGUCAAUGCGUACUAAUGCUGACUAUAAUUAAACGGCUUCAAAAAUCCUAAGCGCCGAAAACGGCACAUGAAAUUAAAAUAUUGUUUUUGUCUAGUCUGUAAACUAGGGGCGACAAACAGUUUAAUGUGAUCUGUGUUUAAAAUCAUAACAUAGAAAUGGUAAAUCAUGUGGUAAAAUUGAUUGUCAAAAAACAAAACUGUCGGCUUCCGAAGAGACACUUUGGCUCCUAGUUGUCUUGCUUAUGUCAAUGUAUAUCAAGGUAACUUCCUUAUAGGAGGCCUUGGAGUAUUUUAUACGUUCUUCAGCGGUGGGAACUGAAUUAUUAUUUAUCACGCUAAAGUGACGAUACUUAGCACUUGGGAGUUUGAAUGGUGGUGAACAGUAUGAAGUGCCGCACUUUAGUAGUCGACUAGCUUUUACUGAUAGCACAGUCAACGUCGACUUGAUAAGAUUGCAAAGAUUUUAGACUCUGCUGAAGAAACUAAACCAGAUACCCAGGGCCUCCAGGAGAACAUAGAAUCUUUGAGAGAGGAGACAGAGUACUGGAAGAGCUUCAUGGAAGUGGAAGAAUGGAACAGAGACACGGUUCGUGAGGUUGAAACGGCAUGGAGGAAAAGAUCUCAAGGUGAUCCAUUGCAACCAGCGGUCAAACCACCGCUUGAGCAACUUGUUGAGAACGUGAAAGAACCUGUUGAAAAGCCACCUCCUCACGCACGGCCUCUCCGACGGUCACAUACGGACCCUACAGACCUUCUCUGGGUUUUCCGCAGACGAGCUUCCUUACUGAAACAACGCGUUCAACAAAAUAUCGCUUCAAGUCAAAGUAAUGAAUGCAAUGAACCUUAUCGAGUUGAAAACGAUGAAAGCAGCUCUCAGAUAAAGGAAGGAUUAAACGCGAGUGCCAUCGAUAAGGCGCGAAGCUCGCGUUCUGAGAGUCCUUCUUCUCAAGACAGCCACCCCAAGGAAUUCACCACGGAGGAUAGAGCCAGAGAGUCGAGCAGUGACAGCGAGACGAGAGAUGACACUCCGUAUGAGUGGACCGCCAUGCCAGUGAAGCAUCACGAUGAACCACGACGCAAGAUAUCUGCGCCCGCGUAUCGCCCUGGUCGGCGGGAUUCCGUAGUGGCAGUACAUGCGAAUCGAAGAGCGAGCGUAGCAGCCCCAAGACGCUUCAACCGAAGAGGAAGUGAGGCACCAGCUCUCACGGUCAUAGCGAGAAGGCGAAAUUCACAGUCACUGGCAUAUCCUGUGGGAUUGAGGAGAAGAAAUUCAAGGGCUGCCGGUUUAGAUAAUCAGCUCAGAGUACAAGCCAAGGCGAAGCAUGAAAUGCUAGCCAACCUUGUCCUCCCUGCAUUUAUCGACGAACCUCCAAGAACAAGAGAGAGACGAAUUGAAAGACGAAACACUUUUACAUUCCAAGCCCCGAGUAUGCGAACCAAGAAAGACGAAAAGAGAUACCAGGUUGCCAAGGAGAUCUUGGAAACAGAAAAGAAAUAUCUUUCCUGCCUAAGAACCCUUAAAGAGGUGUUUGAGGAACCAAUGAGAGAAAGCAAUUUAAUUCCGUCUAAAGAAAUUGACGUGUUGUUUCCAGGGGAGCUGGUUCAUAUCCUGACAAGUCACACUCAUUUCAUGAAGGAUUUGGAAGAAAGGCUUCAAAACUGGAAGUUACAGGGAAUUGUUGGAGAUAUAUUCACUAAACUUAGCGGCUCUUAUCACAUCGAUGUCUUACGUAUUUAUUCCAAUUACGUGAACAAUUUUCCCAAGGCAAUUGGCGUGAUAAACAAGAGUUCAAGAGGAUCUCAAAAAUUUAGGAAAUUCUUACAGAAUUGCUCAUCAAAGUCAGAAUGUGAAGGACUAGAUUUACCYGCAUUUCUGCUCACUCCAAUUCAACGGCUUCCUCGAUACGUUCUUCUUCUUCGACAACUUUCAAAGCACACUGAUGCAGGACAUCCUGACAGUUUCCAUAUAGAGAACGCCUUAGAAACUAUGAAGCAGAUGAUUAAUAUUCUAAAUGAUUCCAUUCAAAGCUCUUGCAAGCUUGCCAACAACUCACAGUUUCGACGAAGCUUCAAGAGAAAGUCCUUGAAGAAGAAGGGAAAAGAACUUCAGAAGAACAGGCAGAAUUCUCAGGAGAAUGAUAGAGGAUCUGUGGGAGCAAACAGCGUCUCGGCCCUGUCCCUAGAUUCCGCUGGACCAGGCAAUACUUGCUCGCAGGAUGGAUCGCCUGAGCGUAUUACGUCUCAAGCUGUUAUUUUAGAAGAGAAAGAAUCCCCCACCUUGUCUCGGCCUGCCAGUAUAGGAGACAAAGAAACAUACUAUGAACGAGACACCCACGAGGAGUUCGCCGCCAUUGAAGAGGAAGACAGUGACGAUGUAAAAGAUAACAAGAAUUCAGGGUGCGUCUCGAAUGAUUAAAUCGGAAUAAACUACAUUUACACAAGGUUGCCCUUUAGAACGAAAGGAGCUGCAACGUGGAAUGAAAAACUCCAAAACCUCGAAAUAAAACUAUGUGAGAGCGACCAGAAAUCAUGUCUGCAAACA
This is a messenger RNA of Orbicella faveolata, 6675 nucleotides long. RefSeq lists its product as uncharacterized. Gene Ontology annotation, cellular component: cytoplasm. Gene Ontology annotation, biological process: intracellular signal transduction. The record is from RefSeq and is a predicted model, not a curated record. Lineage: Eukaryota; Metazoa; Cnidaria; Anthozoa; Scleractinia; Merulinidae. Gene Ontology annotation, molecular function: guanyl-nucleotide exchange factor activity.